AUGAAUAGGCCAAGCCCAGAUCUAACACUGGUGACGACCGCUUUUAUUGAAUUGUUACGGAAUUUCCCGAAUACAGCUGAUCAGUAUUGUGCUGAGGCUCUUUCCCGGAUCAAUUGUAUAGAAGGGAUCAUGACGUCCAUGAAGAAUCAACCAACACUGAUGCAUGAAUCUGCGCAUGCGCUGAAGUGCCUCAUGCGAAAGAAUACUGGCGAUCUGGCGGCUCAGAUGCUUUCGACGAAGAUGGUCGACUAUCUCCUUGAAGUGCUUAAAGGUGACCUGCCAGGUAUGUAG
This is a messenger RNA of Cooperia oncophora, 291 nucleotides long. The record is from the annotation of a GenBank genome assembly. Lineage: Eukaryota; Metazoa; Nematoda; Chromadorea; Rhabditida; Trichostrongylidae.